This is a messenger RNA of Plasmodium vinckei vinckei, 348 nucleotides long. RefSeq names its product conserved Plasmodium protein, unknown function. Bases 1 to 348 code for a protein of 115 amino acids. The transcript has a single exon. The record is from RefSeq and is a predicted model, not a curated record. Lineage: Eukaryota; Apicomplexa; Aconoidasida; Haemosporida; Plasmodiidae.
AUGUACAAUUUCAAUUUAAUAAGAAAAUGCUAUGCCCAUAAAUUUGCCUCACCAGAUUGCCCAAACUUAAUUAAUAUAAAAAAAGUGGUAUAUGAAAAGUUAAAGCCAAUAUGUUUUCAUAUUAAACAAGAUUAUACAAUGGGCCAUCAUGUUCAUGAUAUGCAUUUUUAUGGAAUAUUAUGUUCCCCUUUGUUUGAAAAUAAAAGUUAUAAAGAAAUGAAUUCAAUAGUUGAAAAAUUUAUGAGCGAAAUAAAUAUGUCUGGAAGAGUAAAAUUACAUUGUCAACCUCCAUCCCGAUUUAACAAACUCAAAAAGCAUGUUCGUUGGAGAUGGAACUUAGAAAAAUAG